UCGGACGACAUGUCAAAUCAGUUUUUGUUGAUAAUUCGCAGAACAUUGUUGGUUUACUUGAAAAUUUAAUUUAAUUUAAAACUUUAUUAUCUUUAAAUAUUUUAAUUUAACAACUGUGCAUUAAUUAAAGUUCCGCCUUGGUGUGUACUGCGAUGUGAGCGGAGUUUCUACGCAUAAACUGUGACCUGAUGGAGUCGGGAGCGAGUGCGGAGGCGCUGCGGCGCGCGGCGCCCGCGUGGAGCCUCGCCGCCGACAGACAGCUGCUGGACCUGCUGCAGCAUAUACACCAGAAGAUAGUGACCCGAUGCGAGACCACCAACAGCAAGCUGGAGGGCAUGGCGGCCGCGCUGACCUCCGCCGCGCGCGCGCUGCACAAUGUCAACAACAGGUUCAUGGCCCUGAGCGACACUCAGUUCAUCGAGAGCCGCGUGUACGAUGACGACACGGAUGUAGCUGCCGAUGCCGAGAGUAAGCCGCCCCCCGCGCCCCUCGCCCCGCCCCCGCUAGCCGCGAGCCUGCGCUGCGUGGAGCGUCUCCACUCGCCCGUCACCAUCCUCGAUGAUAGCGAUAGCGAUAGCGACGCGGAGGACACGACCAGUAUAAUCCUGCGUCCCAAGAACAGGUACUCGUCGCGGCCGCUGCCCUUCAUCAUAGGCUCUGCGCCCUGGCGGAGCAAGGAACACGCAGGCCUGCUAGCUGACUCUGACUCGGACAGCUGCAGCAGUGUUCCUUCCCCGGGGGAGUUCUCCACACACGAGGAUGAGGACAGGAGCCCCCGAGCCUCCGACUCAUCAUCUCUAGCCGAGCCACCCCCGGCGCCCCCUAUACCCCCCGGCGCCCCCGGCGCCCCCGCGGCCCCCGCCGCCCCGCGCCUCACGCAGGCCGACCUGGCCGCGCAGCUGGCGAGGAAACUCGGAGGGGUGCCUCAGGUGCAACAGUCUACAGUUGAAGAUGCGUCGCCGCCGCCCGCCACCGGGAAACUAUACACCAUUGAGAAACCAACUGCAGGUGUGAUAUUCUCGGACGUGCCCCCUCCCAUAGACAACGCUCAGGACACUGACGAAGACGUCUACAGCGAAGAAGAAGACGACAUAUUCGCGGAAAUCAACAAAAAAGUACCUUACGCCGCACAGAAUAGGGCACAAAAUAGCGCCGACAUAUUCGCUGGGUUGGGAAAAGGGUUUGGCGAAAGUACGCCUUAUGGGGUGAAGGAUAAGGUUGAUGUUGGCGGUAGAGGCGAUGUUUUGCAAUCUCAGAGACCUGCUGUUCAAAAAACUACUCUAUUCGAAGACGAGGAGGACUCAGAUUUGUUUACAGAAAAACCAAAACCUAAAGAGCCGAUUAAAACUACACAAGAAGAGGAAAAAAGUCAAAUCAAGAAACCGAUCGGAGCAAUAUCUCUGUUCGGCAGCAGCCGGGGAGCAGAGAGCAUCGGCGCCGCCAUUUUGAAUCGAAACCGAAGAAAAACAUCGAGUUCCAGCGAAGAAUCUAACCAGGAGGGUGCUACAGAUAACGCAAAUACUAAAAAGCAUAAAGUAGCUGAAAGAGAAGGUGCUAAUGCGAAAAAAGAGGUUCUAGUUCAGGAAAAUACUAAAACAGUGAAAGUUCGAGAUGAAGAGCCAGUGGCACGUUCGAAAGAAAAUGAUAUAUUUGACGAUUUGUUUGCAAAAUCAGAGAAAUCUCAAAAACAAAACGUAAAACCUCAAAUUAAGCAAGAAGUAAAGAAAGAGAUUCCAAAGAAAGUUGAUUUGUUCAGUGAUGACAUAUUUGAUGACAUAGAUGAUAUAUUUUCGUCCAAUAUUGUUGUAAAGAAAACGCCGGGUGAAGUAAAAUCUGAUAAAAAUAAAAGUGAAUCACUAUUCGACGAUGUUGAUGAUCUAUUUUCUGAAGUAAGCGUUGAGAAAGUAAAUGCUUCAAUGUUUAAAAAUGACACAAAGGAUACAAAACGCAUCUUUGACAGUGAUGAUGACCUGUUUUCUGAUAAAAGCGGUAAUAAAGAAAAUUCUCUCACGACAGAGAACAAUACUAAAACCAUUAGCAAAGAGUUAGGAAAAGACGACGACAUAUCUCUUUCUAAACCGAUUCCAAAGACAGAAAACCGAGAAAAAACAGUAAAUAUUACACAAAAUACUAAUAAAAUGCAGAGCAAGAAUCCAUCUCAGAGCAUUUUCGAUAGCGAUGAUGAAUUGUUUUCGCCGAAACCUAAACAACCUACUAAUUACGGUGAAGUCAAAGAGAAAAAAAGUAUUAAACCGAGUAUUUUUGAUGAUGAUGAAGGGGAUGACAUUUUUUCCAGUAUCAAGCCACCAAGCAAUGUUAUUAAACAGGGAAAAGCUAUUGAUAAUGAAGAAAGCAAUGAAAGUAAUAAAAAUAAAGACGCAAUCUUUAAUAAAUCUGUAGUCGUAGAACCUUUGAAGAUCAAUGACGUGAAGAAGCCCGAAAAUAAUGAAGGAGUUAAGAAAACUUCCACCUUAUUUGGUGAUGACGAUGAUGAUGGCCUUUUUGCCGAAGUAAAGGAGAAAAAAGAUAUUAUUCCUGAUUCGUUAAUAAAGAAUAAACAACUUAAUGAAAAGAGUAAAAAUGAUGAUAUUUUAAAUAAAUCAGAGCUGAAACCUUCUUUGAAUGACGAGAAAACAAUUAAAACCUUAGAAUCAUCGCAAAACAACGAAGAAGUAAAAGUAGAAAAUAGUGAAGAAGUAAUGCAAACUUCAUCAAUAUUUGGUGAUGAUGAUGACGAUCUAUUUUCUGAAAGAAGUGAUAAAACAGACUUUAAGGUAUCAACGAAAACGAAAGAAGAAAUUCCUAAAAGUAAUUCUUUACGUCCCAACCAAGACCAAGACACUGUGAGUGAAUUAUCUGAAAAAGGAUCCUUAUCGAGCUCUACAGAAAAUCAUCAAACUAUUGAUGAAUUGAGCAAUAAUUAUAAACAGAUAAAAUCUAUGUCUGAUAAUGACAACGACAAUUCAAACAGUAACAUAUCCUCUAGAAGAGUAGAUGACAAAAUCUCAAACAUUGAAACUGAUGUAACAACUAAAAAUAAAACAAUCGAAUCAAAAAUUACCAAUAAUACUAUUGAUGAACCUCAAAUUACCUACAAACUAGACGACAACGGCACAUUCCCACAAGAAAAAACUAAAUUGCUAGACUCAGUCGAUGUAUUGGAUAAUAAAUUAAGCAAUUUAGACGACAACAAGAACUUUGAAACUGACACGCUAUUUAAAACACCAGAAGGCCCAAAACCUCUUGAAUCCAAACACGAUAUCUUCGAUGACAUAUUCUCGGAUCUGCCGCCUGAAUUCGAAAAGCCCAAGGAAAAGAAAAAGUCUCAAAAUGUGAACGCGUUGUUUGAUGAUGAUUCCGACGAUGAGGCUCUGUUUCUGCGCAAAACAGAAGCCGACAAUUUAACCGAUGAAUUACCUGAAAUAUCCCCAAUAACUAACAAAGAACCUCUAUUUGGUAUCUUCCAAGACGAACCGCCCGAAAUAGAUACAGAUUUUACGCCCAAACACGUCAAAACCACAAAACCCAUUGAAAAACUAUCGAAUGUCGUUAAACAAAAUAUCCCAGUGACAGCAGAUAAUCCUGACGGCAGUAAACAGACUAAACCCGAUGAUAAACCCAAAGCAAUAGGCAAACUUAAACCACUUAACUUCAAUAUUAAUGUCAAUAGUUUAUUACCGGGAGCUUCACCGAAAAAGGUCGUUAUAAAAACGAAAGAUAGUGAAGCUAGCACGCCUAGCUCUCCGGAAUCACCUAAGGAGUUCGUGGAGCCUAAAUCUAAACUAGUUAAAUCCGUUAGUUUCGACAGUGAUCCAGAUUCUUUGGUUUUAGAUAAUAAAAUCUCUAAAGAAAGAGCUAAAAUACAAGUGAAAAGACGACCAUCAACCAGAAGGGCUAGAAGAGAAGCAGUCAAAACUUCUGGUAUAGAUUUUGGUGAUGUCCUUGAUGGUAAAGAUGCAGAGUCCGAUGUAAAUGUUAACCUUAACAAAGAAGUAACAGGUGAUGGUAAGAAAGCAGGAACAUUUAGUAAUGAGGGACAUCACAAACCAGAUAAACCAUUACAAGUACCCUCUGAUCCAGAAUUAGUAGAAACAAAAGAUGAAAAGGUAGAAGUAAGUAAAGAUAAUGCUCAAAAAUCAGAUGUGAGUAAAAAUACCACAGGGUUUAUUGAAGAAACUGCUCAGAACAAAGACACAGUCACAAAAGAUAAAGUAACAGAAACACUAGAUGUGAAUAAUAGUAAAACCAAAAUCUUAAAUAUCAAUGACGAUGACAUUUAUAUAUUUAACUAUCCUGAUGUAAGCGCAGAAGAAAACAACACUACGAAUAAAAACAACGAAGGUGUAAAAACUCUCGGUCAAGUCUACACAGAAUCAUCAACAAACAACGUUGAACAUAAAGUUGAAGAAAGCAAACCGAAACAGCUAAAUAUAGUCGAUGACGAUGAUGACAAUGAUGAUAUUUUCAAAGGUUUCCCAACAAACAAACAAGCAGAGGAAAAGAAAGUACAAAAAGACAAUGAAAUUAAAAGCAAAGAGAAAACACCUCAGAGGGAAACCAAAAAAUCAUUGUUCGAUGACCUAAGCGACGACGAAGACCUAUUCGGUGGAAAUAAAACUAUAAACAAGAGCACUGAAUCCAAAAAUCUAUUUUCGAAUGACAGUGAUGAUGACUUGUUUGCUCAAAAGCCGUUCGCGAAGAGAGAAGUGAGGAAACCGGUGGAAGUGAAGAAAUCUCUGUUUGAUGAUGAUGAUGAUGAAGGGGAUCUGUUCGGUGCUCAGCCCAAGACUAGUGUCAAAACUAAUGACAAAACCCGUGAAACAAAAUCGUCGGCAAAAGAGAGAGAGUCAACCGCCUCUGCCUCGACCGCCGUGUUCGUAGACCCGUUGUCUAUGUUCGGCGAGGAAGAAGACUUUUAAAUGGUGUUGCCAGCGCUAAUAAUUA
Plutella xylostella (diamondback moth) is the source of this 4944-nucleotide messenger RNA. The record is from RefSeq and is a predicted model, not a curated record. Lineage: Eukaryota; Metazoa; Arthropoda; Insecta; Lepidoptera; Plutellidae.